Molecule: messenger RNA, 1707 nt
Organism: Alternaria atra
Lineage: Eukaryota; Fungi; Ascomycota; Dothideomycetes; Pleosporales; Pleosporaceae
Exons: 1
Coding region: 1-1707 (568 amino acids)
Biological process (GO): tRNA processing
Molecular function (GO): tRNA (uracil(54)-C5)-methyltransferase activity, S-adenosyl methionine-dependent
Source: RefSeq, a predicted model, not a curated record
AUGGCUUCGUCCGCAGACAAUGUCGCGCCUAUUGAGAGCAAUGGCGCAAAAAGAUAUGCCGAGACACCUCUACGGAGCGAGGAAGGACCAAGAGGCAACUACAGGUUCAAGAACAAGCGCAUGAAGAAUGGACAUGCUGAACAGAGCAAAAUCUUGAAGACAAAUGGCACCAAUGAGGAAGUGCUCUUACAGGAUGUUACUGCGCUCAUCAAAAAUCUUAAUCUUGAAAGAGACGGAAAGGAAGCCUCAACAAAACUGCCAGAAAAGUUCAAAGAGAUUACAGUUGAGAUUAGGGAGAUAUCUUCCACCGGAGAUGGCCUUGGUUUCCAGCAAGAUUCAAACUCGGACCAGGUCUAUGUCGUGCCUUUCAGCGCACCUGGAGACAUCGUGACCGCACGACCGCACAAGCACUUCGAGAAGGAAAAGUACUCCAUGGCCGACUUCGUCAAUGUGGUCACACCCUCACCCAAUCGCGAUGAUUCUUUGGUAAGAUGUCCUUACUUUGCUAGCUGCUCUGGCUGCCAAUUCCAAAUGUUACCCUACGACUUUCAGCUUCAGCACAAAAAGACCAUUGUCGAAAAGGCGUACAAGAACUUCUCCAAUCUCCCACCUGAGCUCAUCCCGGCUAUUGGCGACACACUCGGUUCUCCACUGCAAUAUGGAUACCGUACAAAACUAACUCCUCAUUUCGACGGUCCACCAGACGCCCGUCGAAGCGACGGUCGCAAUGGCAUCAAGCGAAUCUUCAAAGAAGUCCCCCCCAUCGGCUUCAUGAAAAAAGGAACCCGCACAACAAUCGACAUAGAAGACUGUCCCAUCGGCACAGACGCCGUCCGCGCAGGCAACAAACGCGAGCGAAAACGCGUCGCAGAUACUAUAUCCACCUACCACAAAGGCGCCACCCUCCUGCUGCGCGAAAACACAACCCGUAUCCCCAAAACUGAAUAUGACGUCACAAAGGAAACCGACGCCGACGCCGUAAUUGAGGACAGAGGCGAGCACAUCCACCGCAAAACAUGUAUAACAGACCCCAACGCCAAAUCUACAGAAUACAUCUCCGACUUCCAAUUCGUCAAUCCAGCUGGCUCUUUCUUCCAGAACAACAACAGCAUCCUCCCCGUCUUUACACAGUAUAUCCGGGAGAACAUCUUACCCUCGUCUUCGAACCACAAAAUCACCCACCUAAUCGACGCAUAUUCCGGCUCAGGCCUCUUCACCAUAACCCUCUCCUCGCUCUUCAAAUCGUCCCUGGGAAUCGACAUAUCCCCCGCUAGUAUCACCUCCGCGUCUGAAAAUGCGCGCUUAAACAACCUGCCUGAAUCUUCCACCCGCUUCAUCGCCGCUGAUGCCGCUCGUCUCUUCGCUUCCAUCGAGUCCCCCGCAGAUGAAACAGUCGUCAUGCUCGACCCGCCGCGGAAAGGCUGCGACGAGAGCUUCUUGCGCCAGUUGGUGCAGUAUGGACCCGCGAGGGUGGUGUAUGUGAGCUGUAAUGUGCAUACGCAGGCGCGAGAUAUUGGGGUGCUGGUUGGUGGGAUGAUGGGUGUUGAUGGCGGAUUUGGGAAGGGCGAAGGUUGUUAUGAGAUUGAGAGUUUGAGGGGAUUUGACUUUUUCCCGCAGACGGGGCAUGUGGAGGGAGUUGCUGUGUUGAGGAGGAAGAAUGGUGGUGGGGAGAAGAAGGAUAUGCAGAAUGGACAGGCAUUAGGUUGA